GAAUUUCGCAACGAACAUUUUCACCCUCUCCAGAACACAACAUUAACGCUAACAGCAAGAGUCAUUUCAGUAGAGCUCUGCCGCUUUUAACAACGAAAUUUGUAGUUUCAACAAGCAAUAAAACCCACACCACAAGUUAGCAGCAGCAACAACAUCAGCAACGGCAACAGCAACAGCAACAGCAACUGUAGUACCAGAACAGCCGCAGCAACCAACCACAAGCAACUUCCUCUGCUUACAGCGAAACUAAAUUGCAACUCCAACGAAGUCAGCAUCAAAGUAAGAAUUGCGAAGCGAAAUGCAAUCGACUGAUUCUGGUGGUGGACCAAUAAAUUUAAAUCAGCAUACAGCAACUGGCACAGCAGAAACAGGAACAGUCUCAGCACCAAGCGAAAAAACUACAUCAUUCACAACAUUCAAUACACCAACAAUAACAACCACUGGCAUCACAGAUACACCCAGUAAAAAUCCUUUCAAGCAACAUCUCAGCAACACGAAUGCAGCUAGCAACACCACAGGCAAUGCACCACAACAGCGAACAUUACCACAACCACAGCAGCACAAUGCAAAUGCAGUCGCUGCAGAUGGCGCUCAUGAAUCGGAAUGUGGCGCUAUACAUGGUGCUGGAGGAACUACGAAUGCUACAACACCGGGCAAAACAAAUCAGUCACAUAUGUUUGGUGCCCAUUUAACAUCCCCACAGCCGCCACCAGACCAAUACCGACAGGAGGAUCCGAGCGCUGCCGGCUCAUGGGCUGCAUUUAAAAAUUGGAUGAUAGGCUGGCGUGGCUCUCGCCGUUUAGUAUUAGUAAUUGUAGCAAUAGCUUUGCUAUUGGAUAACAUGUUGCUGACAACCGUUGUUCCUAUUAUACCCGAGUUCCUGUACGAUAUACGGCAUCCGGAUGCACCACUUGACAGUUUUCCGCGCACACCAUUAACCCUAAACACACCGCCUCCACCAACGCAGUGUCCUUGCAACAGCGAUGGCGAUUUGUUGCCCACGGUGGAAGUAUCAACAUUAUCCCCAGAGGAAAAUGAAACCCUAUAUCGUGAGUUGGAGGAGCGUCACAAUGAGUUGGUGGGUGAAACGGUGGAAGUUGGCAUUUUAUUUGCUUCUAAGGCCUUUGUGCAGUUACUAGUUAAUCCAAUUGUUGGACCUUUAACGCACAGGAUUGGUUAUAGUAUUCCAAUGUUUGCUGGUUUCGUAAUUAUGUUCUUGUCUACGCUGAUUUUUGCUUUUGGACGUUCCUAUCUGGUACUUUUUAUAGCGCGUGCAUUGCAAGGUAUUGGCUCAUCGUGUUCGUCUGUGUCUGGUAUGGGCAUGCUUGCUGAUCGCUACACAGAUGAUAAAGAGCGCGGGAAUGCAAUGGGCAUUGCAUUAGGCGGUUUGGCAUUGGGUGUUCUUAUUGGUCCACCAUUUGGUGGGAUAAUGUAUGAAUUCAUAGGCAAGUCUGCGCCAUUUUUGGUGCUGUCUGCGCUGGCUUUAGGUGACGGUCUACUCCAAUUGUUUAUGUUGCAACCAUCGAUACAACAUGCUGAAUCGGAACCUCCUUCCUUAAAGGCACUAAUUAGUGAUCCAUAUAUACUUAUAGCUGCAGGUGCCAUAACUUUUGCUAAUAUGGGUAUUGCUAUGCUAGAACCAUCUUUACCAUUAUGGAUGGUAGAUAAUAUGGGAGCGACACGUUGGGAGCAAGGUGUUGCAUUUCUUCCCGCUUCAAUAAGUUACUUAAUUGGCACAAAUCUGUUUGGUCCUUUGGGUCACAAAAUAGGGCGUUGGUUCGCAGCUUGUUUGGGCUUGGUUAUUAUUGGUGGCUGUUUAAUUAUGAUUCCAACUGCAACUUCGAUAACUCAUCUAAUUAUACCAAAUGCUGGACUUGGCUUUGCGAUUGGUAUGGUAGAUUCGUCAAUGAUGCCGGAAUUGGGUUAUCUCGUUGACAUACGACAUUCGGCAGUUUAUGGAAGCGUUUAUGCUCUAGGUGAUGUAGCGUUCUGCGUUGGUUUCGCUGUAGGUCCUGCACUAAGCGGUACGCUUGUUAAAUCGAUUGGUUUUGAAUGGAUGCUUUUCGGCAUUGCCAUAAUAUGUUUCUUAUAUGCGCCUCUACUUAGACUAUUGAAGAAUCCUCCCACUAAGGAAGAAAAGAAGUCUCUUAUAAUUGGCGAACGGUCGGCGGUACGUUAUGUUACUUAUCAAAACUAUGAUGAUGAGUAAGAUAUAUUAUAUAUAAUUUUUAUAAUUUUAACUUGAAUGAGUUUAAAAAAAAAUCUUUCGAAAUCAACCAAAAUAUCAAAAAUAUCAUAUGAAGUUUAUUGUGUCCCAAAGUUUCUAUAAUACUAAUAAUAUUAUACAAUAUCAAUAUAAACAUAAAUUAAAUAUAAAUUUUUGAAGGCAAUAUUUGCUAUCAAACCACGGACUUGAGCCUACCAACAUUUGAAUCUCUAAUAAUUAUAUCCAAUAAUCAACAAUAGAGACUAUACAUAUAUAAAAUAAAUACUUAAGUGUUGCUUAAACUAUACUCAGAUGAUUGAAAAGGUAACAAAAAUUGGGAACAAUAAAAUGCACAUGUUAUGA
Teleopsis dalmanni is the source of this 2569-nucleotide messenger RNA. RefSeq names its product synaptic vesicular amine transporter (gene Vmat). Gene Ontology annotation, molecular function: xenobiotic transmembrane transporter activity; serotonin:sodium:chloride symporter activity. Gene Ontology annotation, biological process: aminergic neurotransmitter loading into synaptic vesicle; xenobiotic transport; transmembrane transport. The record is from RefSeq and is a predicted model, not a curated record. Lineage: Eukaryota; Metazoa; Arthropoda; Insecta; Diptera; Diopsidae. Gene Ontology annotation, cellular component: terminal bouton; synaptic vesicle membrane.